Messenger RNA from Ostrinia nubilalis (European corn borer), 1212 nucleotides. Its product is annotated as solute carrier family 22 member 1-like. Bases 1 to 1212 code for a protein of 403 amino acids. The record is from RefSeq and is a predicted model, not a curated record. Gene Ontology annotation, molecular function: transmembrane transporter activity. The transcript is spliced from 5 exons. Gene Ontology annotation, biological process: transmembrane transport. Lineage: Eukaryota; Metazoa; Arthropoda; Insecta; Lepidoptera; Crambidae. Gene Ontology annotation, cellular component: membrane.
AUGUUAUCUAAAAAUAGUGAUUUAAAAAAAGAGGAGAAAGUGCACGAAAUAUGGGAGGUUUUGGAAAAGUUUGGGAGGUACCAAGCGAUGCAGUACACGUUUAUGUGCGUGCCCACCCUCUUCAUCACUAUGGCGAAUAUAAACUACAUAUUUGUUGUGGGCGACGUCGGUCACAGAUGUCGAGUCCCAGAAUGCGAGGGUCCUCUAGACGUGUUCAGUCCUGCCUGGUGGCCCAACCAGACCAUAGACCGGUGUUCGAGGCCGAUCCCAAGCAACUACACUGGCGGGGUUUGCUCUCCAGAACACUUUCAUGGAGAAGUAGAACCCUGCUCGCGUUGGGUGUACGAGAAUCAGGACAGCGUGGUGUCUUAUCUCGACCUAGCCUGCCAGCCCUGGAAAAUAAACAUGGUGGGCACCAUCCACAACCUGGGAAUGUUGUUCGCCAUGCUCGUCACUGGUUGGCUCGCUGAUAGAUUCGGGCGCAAGUUCACAUCAAUAUUUUGCUUGACAGCGUGCUUUGUUGGCAUCUUCAAGAUCUUCGCCUCAUCGUACCCUGUGUAUCUGACUUUAGAGUUUGUGGAAGCUUUGCUGAGCGGAGGCAGCUACUCCGUCGGAACGAUUAUAAUGCUAGAAAUAGCCGGGAGAAGGCACCGAAUACUUUCUGGAGUAGUAUUUGCGUAUGCAAUUUACAUGGGAGAGACGUGUUUCGCGACAUUAGCGAUGUUCGUGCCCAAUUGGAAGACUCUGAUCGAAGUAGUGUACGGACCCUGCAUGCUGUUUCUGAUCCUGAUCUUUUAUCUAGACGAGAGUCCGCGGUGGCUAAUCCUGAACGGAAAGACUGAUCAAGCGAUACACAACUUAAAGAUGAUCGCGAAAACAAAUGAUAUAAAAAUUAACGAGCAAGAUCUCUGCAACGUAGACGAUAAGAAAUUGAAGCAGAUGUUUGAUAUCCAGAACUAUGAAACAAGGGAAGGGCUCCUAGAAGUGUUUAAGUCUAAGGAGAUGAUGAAGCGUUUACUGGUCGGUUAUAUGGUGAGAUUCACGUCUAGCUUCGUGUACUACGGGCUCAUGAUCAACUCAGUGUAUCUGCCGGGGAACAAGUACACCAACUUUCUGCUGGCCACGGUGAUGUCCAGAGGCGGGGCAAGACCUAAAUUUGAUGUGGGCAAGACAGAUUUCGCGAGGCCUUGUUCUGUGGCGACUAGGGCUUGA